UUAUUACGCAAUGUCCUGUUUUGGAUAAGAAAUGGCGCCAGUUUUGUUUCUCUGGUUUGUGUUACGCGUGUCGAAGUUUAUAAUUUAUUAACAGAUUGGACUUUGUUUUCUUUUUUGUUUAUCUGAAUGUUUUUAUUUAAAGUGACGGUUUAGAUGUGAAACGGAAGUCUUGAGAUCGAUUAAAGAAAGAAAAACAACAAUUUAGCCGACUGAAGAGAGUGAGAACGGAUCAGCCUCACUCAAAGGAAGUUUCUGAGAUGGAAGCAGCUCACAUCAGCCCAGAGCCUCCUAUUCGAUGGGUUGUUUCUGCAGACAGGACUGUUGAGAUCAAGGAGGAAGUGACUGAGCUGGGGUGUGACCAGGCCAAUGAGCGGAUCCUGCAGGAGGAAACGCCACCUUCUAGCAUCACUGAGAGAGGCGGAGAAUCAUUUAUAGGUUUUACGGCUUCUGAGGCCGAUAAAACGUAUAAUUGGGCGAGCCUAUACAGGAAUCUGGAUGGGGAUGACAGCGAUAUCGAUUUAAAUGAAGAAGAGGAUGAGGACGAAGAUGAAGAAAAGAGCAGCAGGGAGGGAGGAGGUGAAAGUACAGACGAAGACGUGCCUUUAACUCGCUUCAGAGUCCCGAAUUGGACCCGACUAACAGAAUUGCCGGAACAGAAAAUGCCAUUGAAUAUAAAGAAUUACACAGAGGUUAGUGGUCCGAGAUUCAUACCCCGCAGCGCAACCCGACCAGCUGAGUUCUUUGAGCUGUUGUUUUCAUCAGAGCUGCAAGAAUACAUCUGCAGCGAGUCCAACAAAUAUGCAUUAGAAAUGAACGAAAAGUACAGAGAAAGAAACGCUAAAUCCAAAACGUAUGAGAGGCUAUUUUCAUGGUGGACUCAAUCUGGCGGUAUGACAAGAAAUAGAUUGCGUGCUGUUUUAGGGUUGUGGCUGAAUAUGGGGUUAGUGUGGAAGCCCGACAUGAAAGAAUACUGGAAUACGAAAGAUGCACUGCGAGCAACGCCAGGAUUCGCGCGAAUAAUGUCCCGCGACAAGUUUCUGUUUUGUCUUGCAAACCUGCACUUGAAUGACAACAGAAAGCAAGAGAAGAAAGGCAAACCCGGUUACGACAGUCUAUUCAAAGUGCGACCAGUACUUGAUCAGGUGGAGUCUCUUCUUACAAAGUACUAUGUUCUAAAUGAAUUUGUUUCAAUCGAUGAAAACCUGUUAGGAUUUAAAAACCGAACGUCUCUUAAGCAGUACCUUCCAAACAAAUUUGGACUAAAGCUGUGGGUGCUUGCUGACAGUGCAAACGGGUAUGUGUACAAAUUUAAAUUGCAUACAGGAGCUUCAAACGACACAGAGAGAGAGACCUAUGAUGUUGUUAUGUCUCUCAUGGAUGGUCUGUUGGAUAAGGGACAUACUUUGAUUACUGACAACUUCUACACCUCUGUACCUCUCGCUUCAGCUCUUACUUAUCAGCACAACACCCAGCUGGUCGGAACACUGCGUGGCAAUAGAAAAUACUUGCCUUCGGUUCCGAAAUGCAGAGUCGGUGAACAGGUGGUUUACAGGUCUGGGAGAUUGCUGUAUACUGCUGUCAGACAAAAGACAAGCCACAAGAAGCCACUUCUCCUGCUUAGCACCAGGAACAUAGCAACUGAGGUAAAAGUGAGACGUGCAGGUAAAGAUGUUACCGUACCCGAGUGUGUUGAAAUGUACAGUCGGAAAACGGGAGGUGUGGAUUUGGCAGAACAGAAGAUUUACUCUUAUGAGAAUGAAAGGAGAUCGUACAAGUGGUACUUUAAAAUCUUUUUCAGUGUGAUCAACAGGUUGGUGCUGAAUAGUUACAUCCUGUAUCAAGACACGGUUCAACAACGCCAGCAGGUGGAGAGCGAUGUACACCUGCCCCCGCUCAGCAGAAGGACAUUUUUAGCCUCAGUUAUUGAUGACUUCUGCAAAAAUGUGUGUGACAAUGAGAAAGUCGCGCCGAUCCCGCCCUCGCUGCAUUCUGGAUGCAAGCUAGAAAAGAUGAAAAUAACCAAAACGUCUUCUGGCAAGAAACGUCAGCCAGAGAAAGAUUGUACAGUUUGCAGCAAUCGCAAAGUGAAGCGAACAAGAACCACAUACACAUGUGCUGCCUGUAACAUCGGCGUGUGUCGAGAAUGCUUUCACAAGCACUCAAAAAAGUGAACUUUCACCGUCUUUACAGAAGAACAUUUUUUCUGACUUUUAUUUUUAUUACACGUUUUUAAUUUAUCAAUCAUAAACAUGGCCAUUUUUUUUUUUUUUUACCAAAUCCAAGAACUAGAAAUAUCGCACCUAAAAACGGAUUGAUUUUAACCAAACCGUAGAACUGGAUUUACAAAUCAUUAAAAAGGACUUUAUUGCAUAUGAAUUGAGAAUAAGCUUCCCUGUGCUAAUCCUGAUGUGUCUCGAUAACUCACAGCAAGUUAUGUGUGUUUAUUACUUUGAGUGUAAAAUUGCUGUUGGUGUUUCUGCCAUGCCGUGUGAUUUUCGGUUUAUGCUGUUUGUUUGGUUUCAUGAUACAUAACAAGAUUGUGGUUACAUUUAUUUUCUUUUUUUUUUUGUAAAAUAAACUACCUGGUAAAUAAAUGUCUGUGGAUGGAA
Molecule: messenger RNA, 2609 nt
Organism: Acipenser ruthenus (sterlet)
Lineage: Eukaryota; Metazoa; Chordata; Actinopteri; Acipenseriformes; Acipenseridae
Product: piggyBac transposable element-derived protein 4-like
Exons: 3
Coding region: 258-2171 (637 amino acids)
Source: RefSeq, a predicted model, not a curated record